CCACCCAUCCACCCAUCUAUCUACCCAUCUACCCAUCCACCCACUCACUCAUCUACCCAUCCACAAACCUAUCCACCCAUCCAUCUACCCAUCCAUCCAUGCCUCCAUCCACUCAUCCAUCCAUCCACCCAUCCACCCAUCCAUCCAUCCACCCUCUGAUCUAUCCAUCCAUCCAUCUACAUUACCACCUAUCCAUCCAUCCGCCCAUCCAUCCAUCCAUCCAUCCACCCAUCCACCCAUCCAUCCACCCAUUCACCUAUCCAUCCACCCAUCCACCUACCCAUCCACCCAUCCACAAACCUAUCCACCCAUCCAUCUAUCCAUCCAUCCAUCCACCCAUCCACCCAUCCAUUCACCCCUCCACCCACCCAUCCACCCAUCCACCUAUCCAUCCACCCAUCCACCCACCCAUCCACCCAUCCACCCAUUCACCCACCCGUCCACCCAUCCACCAUCCAUCCACUAUCCACCCAU
Molecule: messenger RNA, 474 nt
Organism: Lemur catta (Ring-tailed lemur)
Lineage: Eukaryota; Metazoa; Chordata; Mammalia; Primates; Lemuridae
Product: guanine nucleotide exchange factor subunit RIC1-like
Exons: 1
Source: RefSeq, a predicted model, not a curated record